This is a messenger RNA of Anas platyrhynchos (mallard), 4337 nucleotides long. It is a transcript of the gene SPSB4, whose product is annotated as splA/ryanodine receptor domain and SOCS box containing 4. Gene Ontology annotation, molecular function: protein binding. Gene Ontology annotation, cellular component: SCF ubiquitin ligase complex. Lineage: Eukaryota; Metazoa; Chordata; Aves; Anseriformes; Anatidae. Gene Ontology annotation, biological process: intracellular signal transduction; proteasome-mediated ubiquitin-dependent protein catabolic process. The record is from RefSeq and is a predicted model, not a curated record.
GGGCGGGGUUCCGCGGGGAUCGGGGCUGCUCCCGGCCGGGCUGCCGGGCGGGGAGGCGCCCUUCCGAAGUGUUUGCCCAGCGCGGCGUUUAGAGAAGGAGAUCGCUUCCCCGAGCCGUGGCGGGGAUUACUGCUGGGUGUCGGCAGGGCUCGCUCGGGGCUCUGUGGGCAGCGCUCGGACCGAUCCCAGACCCGGAGCGGAGCCAGGAGCCAGCCCCGGCUCCGGGCGUGAGGCUGGAGCUGCAACAAAGCCCGGCACUGCCCGGCGCGCCCCCGCCUCACUCCUGCGGAGUCCCCUCGGUGCCCCGGGCAGGCUGCGGGGCCGCUCCGUGCUGCCGCCGGGUCCCUGCCCCGCUCUGUGCCCGGGGCUCGCGGCUCGCAGCGCUGCGGGACAAAGCGGCCAGCGGCACCAUCCCCUCCGUGCCGGGGCUGGGGCUGUCACGGCGCUCCGCUCGCCUGCGGUGACAGAAGCGCUCCCUGAAAGCCGGGUCCUCCUCGGAGAGCCCUUGUCCCCCCGGGAGAAACCAGCCCCGGAGAGGGGCUCUUGGCGCUUGCGGCUGAGCCCUGCCUGGCUGGCGGAGCUGCUCCGAGGGAUGCUGCGUUGUUAGUGCUGGCUCUGAACGUUUUUUCUCUGAAAACAUUGCUGCUAAAAAGCUCCAAACAGGAGAAGUAAAUCCAGUCAGCUUGUCAGGUCACUGGCUCAGUGUAAAAGUGCUUUCAUGAGGUAACGUUGGGCCAAAGUCAACUUUUCUUUCUCCUUUGUAAAUCUGCAGCCAAGCAAUGGGCCAGAAAAUCUCAGGGAGCAUAAAGUCUGUGGAUGUGAGGGAGCCCCCUUAUAGACCUGUUAAACGAGAGCUGAGAGGCCCGGAUUUUUGCAAGCCCGCGCGGCUGGACAUGUUGUUGGAUAUGCCCCCUGCCAAGCUGGAGGUCCAGUACAAACACGCUUGGAACAAUGAAGAUCGCUCUUUAAAUAUAUUUGUAAAGGAGGACGAUAAACUGACUUUUCACAGACACCCAGUGGCCCAAAGCACAGAUUGCAUCCGGGGCAAAGUCGGCUACACGAGAGGCCUCCACGUCUGGCAGAUCCACUGGCCCACGAGGCAGCGGGGCACUCACGCUGUGGUGGGCGUCUCCACGGCCGAAGCUCCGCUGCACUCGGUGGGGUACACGUCGUUGGUCGGUAGCAAUAGUGAAUCGUGGGGCUGGGAUUUGGGACGCAACAAACUCUAUCACAACUGUAAAAACCAGCCUGGGGUCACGUAUCCGGUCUUUUUGGAACCAGACGAGUCUUUUGUACUCCCAGAUUCCUUACUGGUGGUGUUGGAUAUGGACGAAGGGACGCUCAGCUUCAUGGUAGAUGGACAGUAUCUUGGAGUGGCCUUCAGAGGACUAAAAGGGAAAAAACUUUACCCCAUAGUCAGUGCAGUUUGGGGGCACUGUGAAAUUACAAUGAGAUACAUCAACGGACUUGACCGAGGGAUCUUGAGCCCCAGGCUUGGUCGGAACUUCUGUGGGCAGCGGCGGGGUUUGGCUCGGGUAGCCUGGGGAGGAGCUGCAUCACUGCUGGCCGGGGGUACACCCAAACCUGAAACAAGGAAAACGCCCACACAGAGCUGUGUCUUCAGUGUGAACAAUUGGGAGCGUCCUGCUAUUACAGAGCAGAGAGCUUUAAAGGAAGACGAAGUGUUAGUCAAAUAACUUUUAGAAAUGGUACAUGCUGAAACAAAUUUUCAGAGCAAGCUUUUAAAGAAGAUGGGAUAGACACCAGAAGAUGGCAACUGUAUGUGAAGACAACUUUGGUUUGUUCUAUGUUUGUUGUUCCAUGACUAACAGACAGCUGAACCUUUUCAAUUUCCUGGAUUUGUGUGGUGUUUUUUUUUUUAUUAUUAUUAUUAUUUUUAUUAUUUGGGAAUGUGUUCUCAUUUCAGGACUUCUUGGAAGUGGGUUUCUAACUAAUAAAAUUCUGUAACCAGGGUAUCUCCAUAAAGCACUUCCUGAAAGGAAGCUAUUUCAUUGAAGAGAGAUUUCCUUCAGGAAUCCUAAAUAGUGUUAAUGCAAGGCAAUUUUUGUGAGACAUCCAUCUUUGAAUGGACCAAGCUGAAUCUUUCAUCAGAACUGGACAAAAUCCCUGAGGAAAAAUGCACAUGAAAUGAAUUGAGCCCUACAUAUUUGAAAGCAAGGAUUCGGUCCUGCUGUGACUGCUGAGCACAGAAGUGGAACAGACGGUUUUGGAACAGGCCAAAUUGUGUGACCUUUUCUGUCAAUAGUAAUUGCUAAAUCCAUAUGGAUCGUCCCAAGCAUGAAUGUGAUGAAAUAAGAAAUACUAUGCACAACUAGCUUUUUAAAGAUGUGAUGCAUCUAAGAAACAAGUAGAUGAAGCCUUUUUUUUUUUUUUGUCUUCACAUUGUGCUCUGUUAUGAAGGUUUUCAAGCAAUGAUGCAAAUUUCUUUCUGUGAAGUUUGCUUUUGCUCUAGUGUACAGCUUCUUGUUCAAGGCUGCACGGCGGAGACAGUGGUCCAAAUGCUUUAAACAGUUGUCACUUGGCUUUGAUGUUUUAAAGGGAGGAGUGUCCUGGAAGCCCAGUCUUAAUUGGUGUUACCAAACAAGUAAAAGGCAGUGAUGAAUAAUGUAUAGUCCUGCUUUUGUCUUUGGAAUCAACAUCAAUAAGGCAAAUCAUACGGAAACAUUGCCUGUUUUGAUUCAGCUGGGAAGUUACCUCAGAGACUGUGACAUGCAUAUUUCAAUCCGAACCGGGAUCCCAAAUGGGCAAGCCCCAGAAUUCUGAUCGGGCAACAACACGUAUCAGCAGUUUGGGAGAUGGUUAUAAGUGGGUCAGGUUACCCUGUGCUCCUAAGUUGUCUUGACUCUUGGUUUCUUUGGGCUUGGGGGUUUUGACUGUGGUUGAAAAGGACUGCAAACAAGCACAAGGUCUUGAUCUCUCCUCCUGGAGAAGGGAAUAGAAGCAUAACCAACGUAUGGUGACUCACCAGCACAGUGGGUUUAGAGAACAGGUUAAAUUGAACGCUUCCUGGGAAGUCUGGUCUGGGAGGCUGCACCUACUGCUGAAGAGAAUGAUUUUGGAAAGCUGUGUGUAACUUUUUACUCAGUUUACGUGAUUCACUUAAUUAGUUUAGAAAUAUCUGUGACAUCACAACGGCAAGGGCAUAUUCUUAUGCCUGAGGGGUCAGUGUUUAUCUCAAAACUGUGAGUACUUAGGGGGAAAAAAGUAUAUCCAUUUAAUCUUACGGGCAGACUGACAGCAGAAAGGACUUGGCAACAGGGGGGAAGGCCAAAUAUCUGUGGAUAGGGGACCCCAUUUAGCAGUAUUUACCCUGGCAAAAUUCCCUCUGGCUUUGCUGACAAUGCUGAUGGAGUGAAAAAGGCUGAGUCGACACAAAGCAGCAGGAAUUCAGUGGGAAGCAUUCUUUUGGGCUGUGUGUAAUUCUGAAUGUGUUUUUAAUAUUUUGGGGUUUUGUACUCUGGAUUAAGUACUGAGUUAAAGAAUUUGUUUUGAUAAUUUAGCAUUUCAUCUGUUGCACCAUCAUCGUACAGAUUUUAGAACAAAAAAAAAGCAAAAUAUAUCACUAUGCCUGAUGUACCUGGAGGCAUAAGGGUAUUUUACUAUUAAACCCCCGUUUCCUGAAUGACACUGUUUGCUAUGAGAACAGGAGCACAGAAGAAAGGGAAGGAGACAGCUGAUAAGAGGAAAAAAUAAGACAGAGUUAAAUGGCUUCUUAGGUCAGGAAAUUUGGUUGAAAAAACAGUUACGGUGGAAUGAACAUAUACAUUAAUGAACGUAUACCUAAACAUAUGUAUAUAUGGUUAAACAUGCAACAGGUGUAAAUGAGACUGACAUUUUUCUCACUUUUCUUUUUAAACCACAUGAAGAAAAAGAUGAAAAUUAGUGUUCAGAAUUUGAGGCUGGUAGUAAAGGGACCUAUGUCCAGAACAUAAUGGGAAGUAAGCAUAAUAAAACAUACCGGGAAUUAAGCAGAAAAGUGAUAUUUCACUAACCAAACACACCCACCCACUCUUCCCAUUUAGUUGCAUGUGUGAAAUUUUAGAUCAAGUUGUGAUUUUGAAAUUUUUCUAUCCCAAACUGUAAAUAAAUAUUGAAGAAAAAGAUGACCAGAAAACAACAACAAUAAAAGGCCAUCCCUUCGUUUGGGCUGGAAAUAGCUUUUUUGUCUUCACUAAGGUCUGCUCCUUGCCUGACAGUGUGAUGAAUGAAAUCCUGCACUCAGGUAUCCAAGCAUUGGCUUACACAAACAGACUUACUCUUGAAAACCUUAACCUUCACAUUUGCCAAUUCCCAGAUAAGAAAAUAUAUGCUCUUGU